AUUGGUUUCAACCACCACCUUAAAAAACCAAGUUAAUUUGUGCCAAACCUCUAAAGAUCCUAUUGUGGGUACCAUACAAAACAAUGAUUCAACCUCUGUUCACACUAGUAUUCGCCGAAAUGGGUCUGGUCCUGACCCUUCUGUUUAGAACACCUCUGAGAAAGCCAGUGACCAUGGGGUUGGAUGGGGUGAAACAGGGGAGAGGCCCUGUGAUUGUGCAGACUGUUGCAGCAACCUUGUUUGCAGUUCUGAUCUCUAUCGUUUACAGUAUAACGAAGAUUCAGAAGCGUUCACAGGAUGCUGGCUCCGUUAAUCCAACUGAUCAGGUUCUUUUGGCCAAUCAUCUUCUCGAAGCGUCUCUUCUCGGUUUUUCCCUAUUUCUUGGAUUAAUAAUAGACAGACUGCACUAUUAUAUCGAAGAGCUCCGCCGGAUACGGAAGAAUUUGGAGGCAGUAAAGAAACAGGAACAGGGCUAUGAGGCCAUGAAAAGCAGGGCAGUCGAUGACAAUGAGACUAAACUCCGUGAUGAAGCUAUUCUUGCAAAAAGGACUCAGAAUAGGCAAUUGGAAUCUAAAUCCCAGAAAAGCUGAAAAGAUGCAAAACCAGUAGUCCAAGAAAAGUUGGAUCAAGGGGAACAAACAAGAACACUUAUGGAUAUGAAUAAGGCCAUGUAGUAUAGUUUAUAUAGUUGAUGCAUAGUCUCCUACAAUUUACAUGUCCAUCCUUUGUAAAACAUCUAUGGAUUGAUCUCAUUUAUCAGAAAAAUUAUGUUCCAGCACUCAUUCGCAAAUCCUGUAGUAAAAUUGAGACUGCUCGAUCUCCGAAGCUAAUUCGUGUGUAAGAG
Messenger RNA from Ilex paraguariensis (yerba mate), 844 nucleotides. The record is from the annotation of a GenBank genome assembly. Lineage: Eukaryota; Viridiplantae; Streptophyta; Magnoliopsida; Aquifoliales; Aquifoliaceae.